GUAUUCGGAUCACACCCGAUUUUUGCAGUCGCUCUCACUGCGCCUUCUUCUUUGGCUGUCGUGACAGCGCACAACGAGCAAGUGGCUCUGCCAGCAUCCUCUCUUCUUAGCAAAAGCGCCUUUCACCGGAGAAGUCGUAUCUCUCACUUCACCUAUAUAUAUCCUCUCUCUCGAUCUCUGCGAGAAGGAUGGCGACGCCUUACCUACGGUGUCCCACCCCCACCCUCGCCGAGGAGGCGCUCAAGCUGGAGUGGGCCUUUGGUCUGAACAACGACUUCAAGGCCUGCGUGCACAAUCUCAGCACCAGCAGCCAGCAGCGCAGCGUCUUCUACGCCCUGGCACACGUCGGCGUGCUCUACGACGCCAUCCACAACACGCAGCAGCACAUGCGAGGGCAUCGCUACACCAUCAUCAGCUCGAGCUGCUGCGCGCACAACCACCGCUUCGUCGUGACCGCAGACGAGGGCGACGUCGAGGCCCGCAAACGCAUCCAGCAGCGCAACGUGCUGACACAAACCGCGAAGACCUAUCGAGAGCUGGAGGAUGUCGAGGACGCGGAAGUGCAGGAAGAGAGCGCUCUCCUCGUCGACCCCACCGUCGCCCGCCGCGAAGACGAGGAAGACGGUUCGACGAUGAUCGUCUGGGAUGCCGUGACAGCGCUCCCGUUGAAGGUGAUCGCCACCGGUAAAUACGGCGGUGUGCUGAGUGUGGCCAUGUCCCCGGAGGGGCAGUACCUGGCCACGCUGAACCGGCGCGACCCGCAGGAGAUAAUGAUUUGGUCGUGGACCCAGCAGCCGCAACAGCAACAACAGGGUGUGGGUGCAACUGAUGGGAGUGACACCCCUGUCGAUCCCUUUGCGGUGGUGGACAUGGCGCCCGUCUUUGUGCGCCGCAUCGCUGCCCGCGACGAGCAAACUUCGAUCGCCUUCUCGCGCGACCACCCGGAGCUGCUGUGCACCAACGGACUGCGCCGUGUGACUUUCUGGUCGUGGUCGGAGGGGAUUCUCAAGUACUACUCCGCGCCAAUCCUGCAACGCCGGCUGAAGGCCUCCGUCGGCAACUUCACCCACACCGUCUUCGUCCCUGGCACGACGAUGGCCUGCAGCGGCACCGUGGAUGGCGACGUCGUGCUGUGGUCGCUGCAGCCGCAGGACCGCGUCAUGAAGGAGCAGGACAAGACCCUCUUCAAGAUGGUGCGCGUGCACGCCGGUGGGGUCACCUUCCUCACCACCGUAGACGGAUAUCUCGUGACGGGUGGCAUGGACGGCACGGUGAAGUUCCUCGACGCGAAGCUGCGGUUGGUGGCGUGGUUUGAGGACUUCAACGGCGGCCCCAUCGUCUCCAUCAGCUUUGACCGCGUCCCACCCAUCACCGCCGUGGCGGAGGCGCGCGCGGCGGCCCCGGAUGAGGUGGAGCGCCAUCUGAUGGUGGAUGGUACCGCCGCGGCGAGCACCUUUACCGCGCCAGACUUUAUGGUGUCCACGGCGCACAGCAUGAUCAUCGAUGUGCCCGCCAAGGCCUUCCACACCUCUGGUGGUCUGACCAUCAACGGCAAGAGCGGUGCGGCGGAGGUGGCACGGGGCCGGCUCAUUGUCCAAGGGCAGGACCGCUCCGUGCAGUGCCUGUCAGCGCACCCCCGCCUACCCCGCCUGGCCAUCGGCGGCUACAGCGGCAACCUGCACCUCUGGGACUACGCCCAGAAGCGUGUGGUGCUGCUCAGCCUCUUUCGAAACCUGCUGAUUCGCUGCAUGACCUUCGAUCCAUCAGGGAAGUGGCUCGUGGUGGGUUUCACGAACGGCACCAUCAAAGUCCUCGACGCGGAGACGCUGGAGGAGGUGCAGACACUGCGGCCCCUGAGCACCUCCGGCAACGGCGGGGCUGCCGGCGAAGACGCUGCGGCCGCCACCACCACAAACAGUGGUGGUAGGUCGACCCCGGCUUCGGCGGGAAGCAAGAGUCCAUCCGUCGCUGCGCCGCUGCAGGGGGCUCCCUCGAUGCGCAGCACCGGCGGCAAAUGCCCCGCGGCUGACGUUGCCGGUGCGACGGGGACGGCGGCGCUCAAGUCGGCGAUCGGCGUAGACGUGAUCUGCUUCUCGGCGGACAGUCGGCUGAUGGCCACCGCCAGCGCAGACGGCCGCGUCGGUCUGUACGAGUACGUCACGAGCUACACCUCCAGCCCGGGUGGUGCUGCGAGCGCCGCCAGCGCGUCGAAGAAGAAGACGGAGUGGCAGCUGGUCGGGCACCACAAGACGCACAAGGCAGCCAUCUGCGGCCUGCACUUCGGCUCCACCGCCGACGUCGGCGAGGAUGCGGUGCGGCUGCUCUCCGUCGGUGCCGAUAAGCGGCUGAUUGAAUACGACUUGGUGAACUCCACCCCCGAGGCGGGCUUAUUAGUGCGUGCCGCCCACAAGAUCUCGCAGGAGUCGGUCCCGACGGGGUUUGUUUGGCUACCCGACGGUGCCGCGCUGCUGGAUGCGGAGAGUCAGCCGCGUGACUUCUACCAGAGCAUGGACAACUCUCACGUGGAAGAGCACCGCAACAGCAAUAACGGGUCCCGCGGACCGGAGCGAUGCGGCUCGGCCAGCUCGGCCGCCGUGUCGCCGACGCCGUCUUCAAUAUAUGUGCCGGGCAGAGCCGCUUUCGUCGACGUCCACGACACGCUGCUCAUCGCGAACAACGAGUACAAGUUUCAGAUGUUUCUGAGCAACUGGAGUCGUCAGUGUGUCAAGACGGUGCUGAGCCCCACCUUUGGCGGGCCUGUCACGCGCAUGGCCGUCGUGUCGCCGCCGCCACGCGAGAACGCCGCAGAGGCGGAGGCGGAGAACGGAUUGCAGGAAAGCCCUCGCUGCUUAGUCUACGCCACGGCGGAGAAGGUCAUCGGGCUCGUGCACCUGCCCCUCCGCGGCGACCCCCUCUGCUCCAUCGGCCUCCUCGCUCACCCGGGCAGCAUCCUCAGCAUGGUCGCCUCCUACGACGGGCGGUACAUCUUCACCGCCGGCGGGGCCGACCAGUCGGUCAUGCAGUGGUGCGUGAAGGGGGAGGCCAUCCUCCCGCCGGCGGAGCUGGUGGCGGUGGAGCACUGCACCGAGAAGGGCGGCGUCCCGCUGCGCCACCUCAUUAGCGCCGUCGAGGGCGGGGCGGACGGCGAGCUCAUGAAGGAGGUGGUGGACUACUUCUACUACGCUCAGAUCCGCGCGCAGGGCGAGGAGACGACGGCGAAGCGCGUCCUGCUCGGGGCGAUUCCGUUUUCGCAGAUGCCCAACCUGCUGCGGUCGCUCGGCUACUACCCCUCUGACAUGGAGAUCGGCCACAUGACCUACGAGGUGGCGAACAUGUACGGCCCGCCCGACGAGCCCUUAGUCGACCUCGACGUCGAUGCCAUCCUGCUAGACUUCUCGCAGUUCAUGCGGCUCUACAUCAACUACCGCCCCGUGUUCGGCAUUGCGCGGCAGGACAUCGAGGCGGCGUUCCGCGCCCUCGGCGCAGACGCCGUCACGGGCGAGAUCAACCGGGAUCAUUUCUUCCACAUGCUAUCGACGAAGGGCGAGCCGCUCAAAGCGAGCGAGAUUGCGUCGGCGCUCAGUGCCCUGCUGGGUGACGGUAUCCGUCUAGAAAUGCUGGAGGACGUCAUCACGGCGCGCACGUUUGCAGAGAACCUCCUCGGCUUUGAGGACUACGAUGACGACGAGGCGGAGGGGGGCAACGGUACCGGGGGACAGCGGGGUAACGGAGCUGGGGGCGACAGUGGAAAGGGGUUCAAUGAGGACAUGGACGAGGACAACCCAGGCGAAACCAGCCUGGUUGUGCAAAACGAAGACGGUGUAUCUGUUCUGUAG
This is a messenger RNA of Leptomonas pyrrhocoris, 3836 nucleotides long. RefSeq lists its product as hypothetical. Lineage: Eukaryota; Euglenozoa; Kinetoplastea; Trypanosomatida; Trypanosomatidae. Gene Ontology annotation, molecular function: protein binding. Gene Ontology annotation, cellular component: motile cilium. The record is from RefSeq and is a predicted model, not a curated record. The transcript has a single exon. Bases 189 to 3836 code for a protein of 1215 amino acids.